This is a messenger RNA of Trichoderma virens Gv29-8, 905 nucleotides long. RefSeq lists its product as uncharacterized. NCBI's taxonomy places the organism in Eukaryota, Fungi, Ascomycota, Sordariomycetes, Hypocreales, Hypocreaceae. The coding region runs from base 227 to 616 and encodes 129 amino acids. Gene Ontology annotation, cellular component: Vps55/Vps68 complex; endosome. The record is from RefSeq and is a predicted model, not a curated record. Gene Ontology annotation, biological process: late endosome to vacuole transport via multivesicular body sorting pathway. The transcript has 2 exons.
CACCAGCCAGCCAACGACUCGACGUUUUGACGACAGCCCGCGCCUCAGCUCUCCUUUGUCCGCCUCCGCUAAUCUUCUUCACCGUUUCCUUUAUAAAUUCUUCGCAGCUUCAUUAGCUCGUACCUCCCCCUUUGCGGGGCUGCCGUCCACCCAAUCCCGAGCCAAUCUCACUUCAUUACGACGACUUCCCGCCCGUAACACACGAUCCUCAAAGAACUUGGUCAUCAUGCCUACCGCCGGCCUCAAGACCAUCAUCGCCCUUUCCUUUGUCCUCGCCGUAGGAUUCCUCCUCGUCAUCCUCUCAUGCGCCCUGUACAAGGUUUACUAUCCGCUCCUCGUCGUCGCCACCUACGUCCUCGCGCCGCUGCCGAACUGGAUCUGCGGCCGAUGCGCAAAUCCGGAUGACUUUGUCGAGAGCGGCGGCGCGGCAGUGCUCGAUCUGGGAAGGUUCUUUACCGGCUUCUUUGUUGUCAUGGGCAUUGCCCUCCCCGUUGUCCUCGCGCACUCCGAUCUGAUCCGAGUCGAAGCCAUGAUCAUGUCCAUUACCGGUGGCCUGCUGAUUUACGGGACCAUCAUCAGCUUUGGCAUGUUCUUCCAGGAAGAGCAAGAGUUUUAAAGAAACGAAACGGGAAUUUAUGACCUCAUGUAUGAAAAGCCGGGAGGGGUUCCGCAAGAGGGAGGAGUUUCUUUAUGCCUGUGCGAAAAACGAAGAAUGAUCCAGCCUACUUUUGCUUGAGACGGUGCUUAUCGACCUGUAUGAGACUCGGGUCAAGUUGUACCAUUAAUUUCUUGGGGGAAAUUCGAUACGAAGCAUAAGCGGUCUUUGGGGUUACUGUCUGCAGACUCUUUUUACCAUGUGUGUCUUGGAUGAUUAGAUGCGCGCUUGAAAUUGAAAGAAAAGAAAA